AAUAAUAAUAACAGUCGGCGUCUAAUUAAAAGUGAUUGACAGGACUUAGACAUUAUAUAUAGGAGUUGCCGAUGUCUGAGACAGCCAUCAAACGUUUGCGACGCGAUCUCAUAGAAAUCAAUGCAAAUCGGCCGACGGGAGUGAUGGUCGGACCGGCCGACGACAACAAUAUGUUUCGCUGGGAAGGUAUGAUUGUCGGGCCGGAGGACAGUGUCUACGCCGGAGGCGUCUAUAAAUUUACGAUAGACUUUCCGCGAACUUAUCCGAUGAAAGCACCGAUAUUUCGAUUUAAGACCAAAAUAUAUCAUCCGAACAUCAAUCCGACCAAUGGAUCCGUUUGUGUGGAUAUACUCAACGAAAAUUGGUCAUCCGUUCAGACAGUGUCCAACAUUGUAUUGUCCAUAUCGUCGCUGUUGACCGACCCGAACCCGGACUCCCCAUUGAACAGCGAAAGCGCCCGAUUGUACAUAAAAAAUAGGAACGCCUAUAAUAAUCGGGUGCGAGAAUGGGUCAAACUAUAUGCCAGUCCUGAGAGCUUGUAAUUUAUUAGAGGAUUUUUUUUAUAACUACAAUAUUAUUAUUAUUAUUAAUAU
Oppia nitens is the source of this 593-nucleotide messenger RNA. RefSeq lists its product as uncharacterized. The record is from RefSeq and is a predicted model, not a curated record. The coding region runs from base 72 to 542 and encodes 156 amino acids. NCBI's taxonomy places the organism in Eukaryota, Metazoa, Arthropoda, Arachnida, Sarcoptiformes, Oppiidae. The transcript has a single exon.